Messenger RNA from Dermacentor albipictus, 1068 nucleotides. RefSeq names its product putative nuclease HARBI1. NCBI's taxonomy places the organism in Eukaryota, Metazoa, Arthropoda, Arachnida, Ixodida, Ixodidae. The record is from RefSeq and is a predicted model, not a curated record.
AUGGCGGCCUUCUUGAUUGCUUUGGCGGCGGCGGCGGCGGCGGCUCGUCAGCCCGGGCGCGGGAGGAGGGAGCCCGAGGAUGCGUUUGACAUGCCAGACGAUCAGUUUCGGCGGCACUUUCGCUUGAAGAAAGAAACUGUGCGGUGGCUGUGCGACGAAGUGGCAGAGGAACUCGGAGGCGUGGGAAACACGGCGCUGUCGGUGGAGCGACAGGUGUUCUGCGCGUUGCGAUUCUUCGCAGCGGGCAGCUUUCAAGCCUCGGUAGGGAGCGAGGAGACGAUCGGCGUGACCCAGCCUGCGGUCAGCAAGUGUGUGCGACGCGUGGCGGAGGCAAUCGUCCACGCCGGGGCCCGCAACAAGUGGGUCCAUUUCCCGAGGACAUCGGAGGAGAAGGCGGCCGGGAAGGAAGGGUUCCUUCGACGCGGCUCCAUUCCCGGCGUCAUCGGAUGCGUGGACGGCAGCCUUAUAGCCAUCAUCGAGCAGAAGGCGGCAUUCAUGUGCCGCAGAGGCUACUACGCCCUCAACACAAUGUUCGCAUGCGGAUCCUCGCCGUCGACGCUCUGCGACCGGGGUCAGACCACGACGCCCACGUCUGGAGAACUACGUGUUUGCGUCGUCGGUUCCUGGAGGGACAUAUUGCCAAGGCCGGCGAACACUUCCUCGGUGACAGCGGCUACCCCGUGGAACCAUGGCUCCUUACCGCAGUCACAGGCAACCCUCCCAUACACACUGCAGAAGCGGUACCAUGGCCUCCACUACGAGCCAGACCGCGCUGCCAACAUCGUUGCAGCAUGUGCAGUGUCGCACAACUUGUGUAUUGACGAAGGUGACGUGUUGUUAGAUGAUGUUAGUGAUGACAGCAGCAACAGCAGCAGUGACAAUGAAAGUGGCAACCCCUCCCCACAGAGAGUUCCCCGAGUGAGGGCAGCACGCAUGAUGUACCUGAGAGGCUGUGCUGCCCGGGAUAAUGUUAUUAGCUCAUUUGGCACGACACGGCAGCAGCACCAGCACUACCUGAAGAGGGUGCGAAGGCGGCUGCGUCGACAGCAGCACCGACGGCAGCAAUAA